Alosa alosa (allis shad) is the source of this 2053-nucleotide messenger RNA. It is a transcript of the gene nt5e, whose product is annotated as 5'-nucleotidase, ecto (CD73). Gene Ontology annotation, cellular component: plasma membrane. NCBI's taxonomy places the organism in Eukaryota, Metazoa, Chordata, Actinopteri, Clupeiformes, Clupeidae. Gene Ontology annotation, molecular function: nucleotide binding; metal ion binding; 5'-nucleotidase activity. The transcript has 9 exons. The record is from RefSeq and is a predicted model, not a curated record. Gene Ontology annotation, biological process: AMP catabolic process. Bases 119 to 1843 code for a protein of 574 amino acids.
GGCGGUGUCAGAGUAGCCUAGGCUAAAACUCGCUUUGAGGCUCGCAGCAGUGCAAUCUGCACUUCAGUGCGUGUGAAGAAGACCAUAGCCUAUAGCCUACCUCAUCGCAGAGGCGGAGAUGGGGACGGAAAAGUGGCGGUUUUCUACACUCGUUUGCACUUUCCUCUGCACUCAAGCUAUCGUCGGAAAGGCAUGGGACUUAACCUUGCUUCAUACCAACGAUGUCCAUGCACGGAUAGAAGAAACAAGCAAGGAUUCGGGAAAAUGCACGAAAACUCCGUGUUUCGGUGGAGUGGCGAGGAGGCAUACGAAAAUAUCACAGCUUCGCCGAACGGAACCUAAUGUAUUGCUGCUGGAUGGCGGCGACCAGUUUCAGGGCACGGUUUGGUUCAACUUAUACAAAGGUGCAGAGGCAGCCUAUUUCAUGAACAAACUCGGAUACGAUGCAAUGGCUCUAGGGAACCAUGAAUUUGACAAUGGAUGGGAAGGCCUUGUCAGUCCCUUUCUGCAAGAUGUGAGCUGCACCAUCCUGAGUGCUAACAUCAAAGCAGAUGCCUCUCUGGCAUCCAGCGUUUCAGGGAAAUAUUUGCCUUACAAGAUUUUCAACAUGGGUUCAGAGAUAGUGGCUGUGGUAGGAUACACAUCCAGAGAAACACCUGCUCUGUCUAUGCCAGGUCCACACCUGAUAUUCCACGAUGAGAUAACAGCCCUGCAGACAGAAGUUGAAAAACUCAAAACUCUGGGCAUUAAUAAAAUCAUUGCCCUCGGCCACUCUGGUUUUACGGUAGACAAAGAAAUUGCAGAAAAGGUCUCAGGUGUGGAUGUGGUGAUCGGAGGACACACGAACACGUUCCUGUACACAGGAAUAGCCCCGUCCAAUGAGGUCCCGGCUGGACCUUAUCCCUACAUGGUGAAAUCACAAGAUGGCCGACAGGUGCCUGUGGUACAGGCUUACGCCUUUGGGAAAUACCUUGGCCAUCUUAAAGUGACUUUUGACGACAGUGGAAAUGUUCUUAAGGCAGAAGGCAAUCCAAUAUUAUUGGACAGCUCCAUACAACAAGACCCUGCAGUCCUUGCUGACGUUGAAGAGUGGAAGAAAAGCUUGGCUAAUUACACAGCUCAGUUUGUGGGCAAGACUCUCGUCUAUCUUAAUGGGACUUCACAGGAGUGUCGGUUCCGCGAGUGCAACCUGGGCAACCUCAUCUGUGACGCCAUGGUGGACCACAACAUCAAGUAUGCCGAUGAGGUUCAGUGGAACCACGUGAGCGCAUGCCUGCUAAACGGUGGGGCAGUGCGGUCACCCAUUGACGAGCGUGCCCGAAAUGGUUCUAUCACAAUGGAGGACCUGAUUGCAGUCUUGCCCUUUGGAUCCACAUUUGACUUGCUUCAGCUGAAAGGCUCCACCAUCAGAAAGGCCUUUGAGCAUGGCGUGCGACGGCAUGGAGGGGGCACAGGGGAAUUCCUACAAGUAUCAGGCUUUCAGGUUGAGUUCGAUCUCUCUCGGGAACCCUUCCAGCGUGUGACAUCUGUCCACAUCCUUUGCACCGAGUGUCGAGUUCCACGCUAUGAGCCAAUGGAAGAUGAAAAGGUUUACAAAUUAGUCAUGCCGUCUUACAUUGCGGAUGGUGGUGAUGGUUAUACAAUGAUCAAAGAGGAGAAGUUGAAGCACGAUAGUGGCGAUCUGGACAUCGCGGUGGUGGAACGCUACAUCAGCGAGUCCAAGAGAGUUCACCCGGCUGUGGAAGGGCGCAUCAAGUUCUCAAGCUUGGCAGGUGGAGGACCUAGUCGCAUGAUCUCACUUCCGCUCUUGAUCAUGCUUUUGGCUUUGUCAGUGAGCCUAUAGUCAGCGCUGUCUGAACCAGAGUUAUUAGAGUUAGAAUUAUUUUAACAGUGAAAAAAUAAUUUAGUUUUUUAAUUUAACUUUCAAAAAAUCAAAACUAAAUAAAAACAACAAUGAACAUUGCAAAACUAACUAAAAGUAAAUAGAAGUAAAGGUAAAAUCAGCUUAGUUUUAGUUCCCCCCCCCUCAGUUUUCAGUACCUAUAAAAAGUAC